CACACCGACUCAACUCCACACAACAUAUCAAACUGUGAGGGGCCAUGUCGCAGUACACUCUGGGAGUCCACCUGCAGAUUCUGCUGGCUGUGGGUCUGGCCGUGUUCUGCUACUGUCUGGUUCUCGGUUGCGUCUUUUGCUGUCGCAGGAGAAAGAGUGUUUCAUCGGAGGACAAGGAGGCAGUUUUUCUGUCUCCUCAUCCUGCUGAGAGGGUGACUGUAACAUUGACUCCAUCUCCGUGCACGCAGCCUGUUAAGCAGCAGUAUGAGGAGCUGGAUGGAGACGUGUUGGAGUUUCCGUCCUCUAAGAGCAGCUCUUCUCCCUCUAAGGAUGACGUCACUGCCCUGCCCUUUGACCCCAGCCCCACCAGAUCAACUGAGCUGGUGCAGUCUCGUGGAUCUUCUUACACAAUGCGGCGCCUCAGCUCCCCGGCUGUUCCCUGCUUACCCAGAAAACCUCAGAGUCACGGCAGAGCCUCACUGCCCACCCUCACUAAGCUGAGCCUGGUGUCCAAAUCUUGUCGGGCUAUGGGUCGGCGAAGCACAGUGAGCAGUGAGAGUUUUCUUUACAGCGAGAGCAGUGGACUGACUGCUGGAGCUGCCGCAGCCCCCACCCUGCAGGGGCUGCAUUGUCUAUCACAGUACGGCUCUAACUCUCUCUCCAUCCCCACAAAGCCGGCUCUCCUCCUGAACUUCUCCCUGCACUUCUCCUCUGCCUGCGGCACCCUGGUCGUCAGCAUCCUGGGGCUCUCAGGGGCCAGUCGGAGACGCAGUGGGGUGUUUGUUCGAGCCAGCCUCCCUCCCCUCUGCCCCUCCCCUCAGCAGACAGCCUCUAGGCGCCGCAGCCUCAGCCCAGACCCCCACAGUCAGAGCUUUGUGCUGCAGGUGGGCUCUGUGGAGGAGCUGCGCACCUGCACCCUGAGACUGGCCGUCUACAGCAGGGACUUCUCAGGCCUAAGAGAGGCUGCCCUGGGGGUGGUGGAGCUGCCCUGUGAGGAGAUGGACUGGGCGCCUAACGUCACCACCACUCACACCAGGCAGCUCAGCCCGACUAAAAGCAAGCUGAAAAAGAGUGCGAGUUCUCUAGAGGCGUUGGGCCACAGGAAGAGCUCGGUGAGUGUGCCUCGGGCUUUGGGCCAACUGUUCAUCCUGCUGCAGUACCAGACGCUGGCCCAGCGCAUCAAGGUGAUGGUCCGGAAGGCUGAGAAUCUGGCCAAGCUCACACGGAUCCCAGGAGCUCCAGACCACUACGUUGUCAUCAACCUGCGUCAGGAUGGGAAAGUUAUUGCUAGCAAGGAGACCAAAGGAGUCAGUGGACCAAGCCCUGUGUGGAACGCUCCGUUUCUGUUUGACCUGCCCCCUGGUGACAUCACUCAGUUGCCAUUGAUCCUUGAAUUCAUCAUCAUGCAGGGCCGCCUCUACACUAAGAGCAGCAUUUUGGGUUGUGUGCUGAUUGGCAGCGAUGCUUCAGAGGCGGGACAGGGACACUGGAAGGAGAUGUGCAGUCGGGGGCAAAUAGAAACGGCUCGCUGGCACGCCAUCCAAUCAGAUAUGCUAUAGGGCCGAUGAACUGACUGCUUCUCUGUUGCCUCAUGAGUUUCCCGCGGGUGGAGUUAUUGCACACAGGAAACAGGCUGUAUAUAAAGACGGACGACAUGGCAUCUCCCCAAAAGUGAAGCCAAAGCGUCUAUCGCCACCUGGUGAUGGACUGCAGUAUAAGUCCUCCAUAUUAAAUGAUGGGACAUGGAUCAAACUAAAAUGUCGAUAUUUUUUUCUGAAAGAUGAUUUCUAUAAUUUUAGUUCUUAUUAAACUGCUUAAUGUUAAAAUGUUUUGUUUUUUUCCAGUAAGUUUGGCUUUAAUUUGAUCUUUGAUGCUAUAAAAGUGGGCUGAAACGUCAUGAAUUACAGCUGACACUAUCGUGGGUGGAAGUGGAGACAUGUCGUUCAUCUUUAUUUCCAGUCUAUUGUAGUAUUAACAUGUAACUUGGAUCUAAUUGCACCCCCCCGGUUUUCAAGGUUCUUAUUUUAGUCAGUUUGUUAGCUAUGAUGUGUAUUUUUUUUUGGUUUAACUUUGGUUUAAUGUUAUUUAUAAAAAUAUGACGUGUAUUACCAUAAUUAGUGUUUUCAGGGGGUAACCAUAUCCAGAUGGUCCAUGUGUAUCUAUAGGUCUGUAGAGGAAGAAGCACUGACCACUAGAAGGUGCGAGGAGGGAUCAGCAGCAGUUUUCUCCAUAUCAACAGUAAUCUGCAUCCCUGCAUUGCCUUUGUGAUGAUUUCCACUGUGACUUCUUAAAACUGUAGUCUAUAAAGUAUACUAUUCUGGAUGUACUGGAUGCAGUCUGUUCUAAUGUUGUAGUCAUGUUUAUAUUAUGUCCAGAGGCAACACAAAUGUUAGUGUGCAAUAUAAGAUGAGUUUGUUGAGUUACAGUGCAUUUAUGUUGCCACUCUGCCUGUGGUUUGAUGUGGUGUAUUAAUGUGCCAGUAUUUGUCCGCCUCUCCUUUCUAGUAUCUUGCAUUCUCAUUCCAUGCAGAAUCAAUGUUUUAUUUUGUGCCACGACAAAAGGGAUAUAAAUGGGUCAAAACUGUUUUUUCCUCAUAUUCAGUCAAUUGAUGCCAAACCAACACACAUAGACACAUCACUGAGAAAAGAAAUAUUACUUUUUUUUAUUCUUUUUUAGACCUGAAACAAAUAUAGAGUUUCCUUCAGAGCACUACAUUGAUGUAUGUCUGGUAUCCUAAAGCAUUAAAAGGAUAUCCCACACUAAAGAUUUGGAAAAUAUAUUCAUUAUUCAUUCUUGAUUAUUAUGUGACACCCUUUAAAGCAUAACCAGAAGAGAAGUUUGGGUUUAAAAAUAUCAUGUUUUAACAUUUAUUUGGCAGGUGUCACGUAUUUUUUAAUGCUAACACUUAACAUUCUUUUUGUUUCUAGAAAUAAAUUGCUGUGUUUCUAUGUAUUGACUAUUGAACAUGUUGAUGCCUGCCUGUGGCAUGUAUUGUCUCAACUGUACAUGAAUGUCCUUGCUUAUGAGAGAGAAUCA
Messenger RNA from Limanda limanda (common dab), 3036 nucleotides. RefSeq names its product synaptotagmin-5. Gene Ontology annotation, molecular function: clathrin binding; calcium ion binding; SNARE binding. The record is from RefSeq and is a predicted model, not a curated record. The transcript is spliced from 5 exons. Gene Ontology annotation, biological process: calcium-ion regulated exocytosis; cellular response to calcium ion; regulation of dopamine secretion. Bases 45 to 1559 code for a protein of 504 amino acids. Gene Ontology annotation, cellular component: synapse; axon. NCBI's taxonomy places the organism in Eukaryota, Metazoa, Chordata, Actinopteri, Pleuronectiformes, Pleuronectidae.